This is a messenger RNA of Plasmodium berghei ANKA, 2532 nucleotides long. RefSeq names its product nucleolar complex protein 2, putative. NCBI's taxonomy places the organism in Eukaryota, Apicomplexa, Aconoidasida, Haemosporida, Plasmodiidae. The transcript has a single exon. Gene Ontology annotation, cellular component: Noc1p-Noc2p complex; nucleolus; Noc2p-Noc3p complex. The record is from RefSeq and is a predicted model, not a curated record. Bases 1 to 2532 code for a protein of 843 amino acids. Gene Ontology annotation, biological process: ribosomal large subunit biogenesis.
AUGACUGAAGUAACUGUAGCAGAUACUCCUUGUGAAGAGGUGGCGAAAAUCGAAGAAGAAAAAAGAAAUGAUGAUAUAGAAAAAGAGGAAUUGACAGUAAAAAAAAAGAAAAAUAGCAAACUGAAUAAAAAAAGAAAAAUGUGCUCUGUGGUAAAGGAAACAAAAAUGAAGAAAAAAAAAAAAGAAAAAAAAGAAAAAAAAAAAAAAAAAAACGAGGAUGAAGAAGUUGGCGAAGAUGAAGCUGAAGUUGAAGUUGACGAGGGUAUAGAAGAAAUGGAAUAUGAUGAUAUUACAGAAUUAGAAAAUUUUUGCAAAAAAUAUAAUAUAGAUAAUGAAAAUAGUUCUAGUGAUGAGGAUAUGGAAAAUCCAAAUGAUGAAUUAUUAUUAGGUGAUGAAGAUGGGCAAAAUGGUGAAAGAACAAUUGAUAUAAAUUAUGUUCAUAAUUUUUUAGAAUCUAUUAAUAAAAAAGUUAGAUUAAAUAAAGUUGUUAAAUUGCUAGCUAUUUUUGAAGAUGCUCUAAAUUUAUAUCAUAUUGAAGAAAUAGAUGAUGGAUAUUCCAAAAUGAAAACUAACAAUAGUAAUGAACAAAAUGAUAAUGCGAAUAAUGAGGAAAAUAAAACAAUGAAAAAAAAAAAACGUAAUAAAAAAGGAGACAAUAACAAGAAAAGGAACUUUCGAAUGAAUGUAGAUACAUCAGUAUAUAUAAUAUUCAAUGUAUUAUAUAAUAUAAAUAAUAUAUUUUACAAUAUUAUGAAUGAUGGUAAUUUAAACAUCAAUAUUAUAUCUCUUAAUGAUAUAAAAAAUAAUAAAAUAGUUGAAAGUGAAUAUGAAAAUAAUGAAAAAGAUAUGAACAAGUCAGAUAUAAUAUAUGAUUUAGAAAAUAUGAGUAAAUACAAACAUAUUAAUCGUUACACACCAUGUAUUAUAUAUUUCUUUAAUAAAAUUAUAGUUCAAUUAAAUAAAUUAAAAAAUUGUAAUGAUAUAUUUUUAAGUAUAUUAAAAAUAAUAAAAAGAAAAGAAAAUUUAAGGUGGGUUGUAAUAUUAAAUUAUGGAAAAAUAUUUUUAAAAAAAAUUUCACAUUUAUUUAUUUUUUCAAAAAAAAGUGAAAUAUAUUUUCUUUUAUAUAUAUUGAUCCAAAAUAUGUUUCAAUUAUAUAAUGAAAGAAAAAGAAUUAUAUUUACAAAUUUGUCAAAAACUAAAUAUGAAGAUGAAAAUAAUCAAAUAAAGAAUACAUAUGAUAUGGAAAAAUUAUUAUAUGGAAUAUAUCAACAUAUUUUUCAAACAUAUUUAACACACUAUGGACCUAAAUCAGACAAUAUAAUUAAUUGGAAUCAUAUACAUUUUAAAGAAAAUUGUUUGGUAGAAUUAUUUACAUAUUUAUCUCAUGAUGUUGCAUAUAAUAUUGCCUUUAGAUAUAUUCAAUUAAUUAUCCAAAAGAUUAGAGAAGAAUUUAAAAUAGUGUUUGACGAAAAAAGAAAUGAAAAAUGUAAAGAAAAAAAAAACAAACUUGAAAAGAAUAUAAAAACAAAGUAUUUAUAUUUGGAACAAUUACGUCUUCAUACACCUCAAAUGAUUAUCAUUUUGAAGUUCUUAAUGAAAGUUACAAAACAAUGUGAUAAUUUAAAUAUAUUAACAUAUGGUUUAACAACAUUAAUUAUUGGAAUAUUAAAAAUGAAAAUAAAUAAUAUGAGAUAUUUACCAUUUAAUCUACAAUUAAUUAAUUUUUUAAUUCGUAUAAUGGAAGACAAAAAAAAAUACAUCCCAUUAUUUUCUUAUUUAGCUUGUAUAUUAAAUGGAUUAAAAAAUUAUAAAAAUAAUAAAAAUGUUUCAAAAGACCAAAAAACACGAUUAGUAAUUGAAAAUUUUGACAUUAAUUCGAAUGUACAAAUUGAUGAAAAAUUAAUUUCAGAUUUUUCAAUAUCUUAUCAAAUAUAUGAUAAAAUAUAUGUUAUAUUAUUUGAUUAUAUUGGGUUAAUUGCAAAUCACAUUUCCUUUCCUGAAUUUUUUUUUGCUAUUGAAAAUUUUUUUAAAAAAUAUUACUUAGAAUGUCAAGUACCUACAUUUAAAUCUCAGAUUAAAAAAUUGUUAACUCAUGCAAAAAGUUCAAUCGAUUUUAUUUUAAACAAAAGAAAAUAUAUUAAUAUAUAUACUAUACAUGAUAAAAUGACAUAUUUUGAAAAUGAAAAAUUACCAUUGUCAACUCAAAGACUAACUAUAUUAGAAAAUUAUGAAAAUAGUUAUUUGGAAAAAAUUAAGGCAAAAUUGAGUGGCAUGGAAAAUAUAAAGAAUGCUGAUAGCGACGACGAUAAUAACAGCGAUUUGGAAAAAGAACAAAAAGAGAAAAAAACGAAAAAAAAUAAAAACAAAAAAAAUAAGAAAAAUAAGAAAACAGGUAAAAAUAACAAUGGCGAUAACAAGAAUGAUGAUAAUAACGAUCCAGGAGUCGAGAAAAAUGGAAAUUUGAAUGCACUAUCCAAGGAAGAUAAAGUGGAAGAAUUCUCAUUAUCUAGUGAAGACGAAAAUACUAAGUGA